Molecule: messenger RNA, 1616 nt
Organism: Bolinopsis microptera
Lineage: Eukaryota; Metazoa; Ctenophora; Tentaculata; Lobata; Bolinopsidae
Product: large ribosomal subunit protein uL15m-like
Exons: 6
Coding region: 607-1395 (262 amino acids)
Biological process (GO): translation
Cellular component (GO): mitochondrial large ribosomal subunit
Molecular function (GO): structural constituent of ribosome
Source: RefSeq, a predicted model, not a curated record
GGUUUAGCUCUUAUUCUCUACCGUAAUCUAAACCUCUUGAUUUCUUUUGAUGUAUCAUGUUAGAAUUAAACCCAGAUUGAUUGUUCCAAGAAAGAUUACAAGCUGUUUCUAUUUGACUCAGCAGUCAGCAAGGACUGCGUUUCAUUAAAUGGAACUAAUGAUCAACAGUGUGAAUUAAUCAAAACCGUCACUAUUCCAAAAAUAAUAACUAUUCCAAAAAUACGUUUGAUCUUUAAUUUAUGAAUUUAUGAUAUUAUGUGCUUUUUAACUGAAAAUUUUAAUUUUAAAACCGUAUUAAUUAUUAUGAAUUUAUGAUAUAAUGUGUAAUUUAUUAACUUUUGCUUUUAAGAUAUUUGGUUGAUCAUUUGAUGACAUACUGUAUGAGUAUACUAUUUAUUGUGUUACAUUUGAAUCUCUUUUAGAUUGUAGCUUUAUUGUCAUUCCUUGAGGAAAUGUUUAUGAAGAUUAUAAUAAGUACAUUGUUAAAGGUCAGUAUAUAUAUAUAAUAAGGAUCACUUCUUCAGGUCUCCCCUCGGCCCUCACACAACGCUAUGCAAAAUAACUGUACAUUGACCCUUCUUAAUAAUAGCAUCUGUUCGCAAAGGUAUGAGUAAAGGAAGAUUAUACAACUACGUAGAGAAGAAUAUAGCACUUGUAGCUAAAGCUCCCAGAGUUACAGUACACAACAUCCACCCCCUUGUGGAGGAACCCAAGAGACCGGUGUGGUAUGGUAGAAGAGGUAAGUGUGCUUGGCACGGUGCCCACAACUACUACGCAAGAGAACUAGGUGAUGACGGUAUGAACCCGCCAUGGUACCUCUGGGUUCCUGAACACGAGAAUAAAAAUUCGGGGAUACACUUUUCCAAGCUUAGCCUUGGUAAACUACAAUACAAGAUUGACAGAGGAAUUCUUAAUCCGGAUAAGAUCACCAUGUUUGACUUGGUGUCGCAAGAGAUUAUCAAAAUGUCAGAUGACUACUCAGGAAUUACUCUGGAUAUUCAGGGUAUUAGUAUGUUUGAAGCUAAGGUGAACAUUGAGGUAUCAAUGGCAUGCGAGAGAACAAUUGAUGCUAUUGAGAGGAACGGAGGUACCGUUUUAACAAGAUGGUACAGUGCAGGGCAGCUAGCGGAGAUGAAGGAAGGGAGAGACCCAUCAGGGGAGGUGGUGCUACCUCCUGUAGAACUGGUCCACAAGUACCUGGACCCCGAUCUGAGGGGCUACAUGAUUGGACGGGAGCACCUUUACUUCAGGAAUCUGGAGAAAGCGUCCAAAAUUCUGAAACAGAUCCGUAAAGACGACGGAACAUUACCUGUUUUUAACGACGAUGAUCACGAUGAUAUCUUGCAGGAGCGUAUAGACGCUAGAAUGAGGCGAAUCCGAGAGGGUCGGGUGUGAGACUGUUGUAUUUUCAACGCUGCAUUAAUUUUGCUUUGUGAUAUGGUUCAGAUAGAAGGUGUGAGAGGAUAGUGAUAAUGUAAAGAAAGUCGAGCGGAUUGAACUGUUUUAAACGGUGACCUAAAACAGCCAACAGAAGUUAUUUGAUUACUUUAUGAAAUUAAUUUAUUAUUUUAUAAUAUUCAUUGCGUUUUAAUCUUGUUAGCUCCAGUUCUUUUAUC